AUGAAGUCUCUCAUCCAGAGACGAACGGAUCAAAACGCAUUGAGCGAGAUACAACGAAAUCAGCAGGACCAAGUUUCCUACCGAAUGGCACCUAUGCCUCGCGAUGGCUACCUCCCCCAGCAACAACACGCAAAGGAGGACCCUCGAGGCCGAUCUCCGACCAAGAAUGCAUUCACUACGCUGACCCGGAAGGCGAUGGCCAAUGGGGGCAAGUCGAGGGAGGUCUCGCCCACGAAGCCCAAAAAGAUCAAGUCUGGCACAAACCUCGCCGAUCUACUUACGAGACCCAAGUCUAUACGGAAUUUACACAAGCUCAUCAUCGACGAGGAUUCCCGCCAGACUAAGGACAAGGAGAACAGGUCCCCUGCGGAACAUAACAGAGCCCAAAACUCGUUCGUGCCUACGCCCAUAUACUCCCAAUUUUGCCGGGAUUCGGCGACGGGAACACCGGGAGGUACGCACGGGUCUCAGCACUCCAGUGAUACUGAGAAGAAACCAAGGCCCAGGUCCUUCCAUCCGCACUACAUGCCCAGUAAUGGCUCGUCGGACCACAUCGCAGGAACAGCCUCUCCGACCAAGACUUCGGGACAGACUUCGUCUUGGGAGAGGUCACCCACGAAGGGCCCCCGAUCCAGGCUUCAAACGGCUUUCGGCCACUCCCGAUCCAAGUCUUCGGAUGCCGCCUCAGCAGAGCCGUAUAUCAACCCCAAGGAUAUCGACUCGCACCUCGAAGCAAUGCUGAAUAGAAGGAACAUCCCCGAAAACCAGAGGUACAAGAUGAGGAAUCUUAACGACACGAUCAAGAUGGAGUUUAUCCGCCAGGACUGGGCUGAGAUGCAGGCUUCCAGAGUCGACAGUGCCAAGUCGAAUGGGCCCAGGACGAGCCCGGAGGCACCAUCUCCAACUGCUACCGGACUCGAUCAGGAGGAAGCCAAGCCCAAGCGAAACCGCGGAAAGAGCUUCACGUUAGCUCGCGGCAACAAGAAUUCAGGCUCGUCGGGAAAGAAGUCGAGGGUGGAGGGAACCCUUGGCCGUCAUUUCCGAACCAAGUCUACCGAGAGCAUUAGCAGCAGUGAUCGACCGCUAUCUGGUAUUUCUACUUCGUCUGGGAGCGGUAUCCUUUCUAAGAUCAAGCUCGGACAGGGCCCUGGAGAUUUCGUCUCCUACCUUAGAAAGGUCACUAAGCCCGAGUUAGUCGAGGUUGGCAAGUUGCACAAACUGCGGCUUCUCUUGAGAAACGAGACCGUUACCUGGACCGAAGACUUCAUCCAGCAAGGCGGAAUGAAGGAAAUUGUCGAUCUCCUGACCAGGAUCAUGGAAGUUGAGUGGAGGGAGGAGCACGAGGAUGCCCUUCUUCACGAGACCUUGCUCUGUCUCAAGGCCUUGUGCACCACGGCGUUGGCGCUUCAGUACUUGCAUUCCAUUCAGGCUUCGCUAUUCCCGAAGCUGCUCCAUAUGCUCUUCGAUCCCGAGAAGAAAGGUCCGAGCGAGUUUACAACCCGGAACAUCAUCAUUUCGAUCCUCUUCACGUACAUCGAGUCGGCGUCGGGACAUGAGAGGAUCUCCCGUGCUAAAACCGUCCUUGCGCAUCUCCACGAUCCGGAACCCCCCGAGGAAGAGCGACCCGUUCCGUUUGUGCUGGAAAUGCGACGUGACCGCCCCUAUCGUGUUUGGUGCAAAGAAGUCACCAACGUAACCAAAGAAGUUUUCUGGAUAUUCCUCCACCACCUCAACAUUAUCGCCCUCAACAAGCCCGACGAAGCCUCGGCCGUCCCCAACAAGCUCGACAACGAUGACCUCGCCUACAUCAGCCGUCACUUCCCCCAAGAACGGCCCCCCGUCCCUGCAGCUCCCUACGUCGGCGGAGUCGAGUGGGACGCCACCAACUACCUCGCCUCCCACCUCGACCUGAUGAACGCCAUCAUCGCCUGCACGCCCACCGCAACCGCCCGCAACGCCCUCCGCGCCGAGCUGCGCAUCUCAGGCUGGGAGCGCUGCCUUGGCGGCAGCCUGCGCCUCUGCAAGGAGAAGUUCUACGGCGCCGUGCAUGACGGCCUCAGGACCUGGGUCGCAGCCGCUGCCGAGGAUGGCUGGGACGUAAGGGACGUGCGCUACGGGCCGCCCGCCGAGGCCCCGCGGAGCCCCGUCAAGGGGGUUGCCGGGGGUGGUGCUGGUGGCAUGAAGAAGAAGAUUGAACCGCCUCCGAAAAUCGAGAUGCCUAAGCUCGACUUUGGGCUUGACGCUGGCUCGGGCCGCGUGGCGCCUGCUGCGAGUCGGGAGGGGGGUUUGUCGUGGCUGGACUAG
Scedosporium apiospermum is the source of this 2304-nucleotide messenger RNA. RefSeq lists its product as uncharacterized. Gene Ontology annotation, molecular function: actin binding; small GTPase binding. The record is from RefSeq and is a predicted model, not a curated record. Bases 1 to 2304 code for a protein of 767 amino acids. The transcript has 2 exons. Gene Ontology annotation, biological process: actin cytoskeleton organization. NCBI's taxonomy places the organism in Eukaryota, Fungi, Ascomycota, Sordariomycetes, Microascales, Microascaceae.